CUUAUUUUUUAGACAAUAGUUGCAUUGAUCUGUGUCUAUAAAUAUUUUGCGUAUGUAUGGGCCACGUUUCCAUUGCCUUUUCAAUGUAAUGAUUAAUGAUACUGACUGAACUGCUGAAAGAUUUCAUCGGUAAAAGUAAAUAAAUUAAAAUAUUGUUGUUUUGGUGGUUUAUCUUACAUACUUUGUGAAAUAAAUAAGGAUAAUUUAAUCAAAAUGAAUGUGAUACAAGCAGUUAAAAUGUACAUUACUAAAAUGACGGAAGAGAGCGGCCCUGGAAUGAAAGUGAUAUUAAUGGAUAAAGAAACUACCAGCAUAGUGAGUAUGGUGUACAGUCAAUCGGAAAUCUUACAGAAGGAAGUUUACUUAUUCGAGAGGAUAGACAGUCAUGCCAAAUGGGAUAACAUGAAACACAUGAAAUGCAUAGUUUUUAUACGUCCAACAUCAGAGAACAUAGCUCUGUUGUCACGGGAACUGAGAGAUCCUAAAUAUGGUGUUUACUUUAUAUAUUUCAGUAAUGUAGUUUCUAAGGCAGACAUCAAAACUUUGGCCGAAUGUGAUGAAGAGGAGGCUGUCAGAGAGGUCCAGGAAGUUUUUGCUGACUACCUGGCUGUGGACAGACACCUGUUCUCUUUCAAUAUUGUUGGAUGCCUCCAAGGUCGGGUGUGGAACCAACAGCAUCUCCAACGAGUUUCUCAAGGUCUGCUGGCGCUCCUCCUGUCUCUGAAGCGGCGAGCCUGCGUUCGCUACGAGGCAGCAUCAGAACCCUGCGCUCGUCUCGCGGAGAGGGUCCGCGAUCUGCUGAGGAGGGAGGCUGUGCUCAUAGAUAAUAGCAUCCCUUAUAACGGAGAGCUGCCCCCUACUCAGCUGCUGAUCAUCGAUAGGAGAAAUGAUCCCGUCACGCCCCUAUUGAGUCAGUGGACCUACCAGGCGAUGGUGCACGAGCUGCUGACGAUAAACAACAACCGCGUGAGCCUGGCGCACGUGCCCGACGUGCCCAAGGACUUCAGGGAGGUGGUGCUCUCCUCGGAGCAGGACGACUUCUACGCGAAGAAUCUUUACUCCAACUUCGGCGAGAUCGGGCAAACCAUCAAGUCUCUGAUGGAGGAGUUUCAGACGAAAGCGAAGAGCAACCAGAAAGUGGAGAGCAUCAGCGAUAUGAAAAAUUUCGUGGAACAGUACCCACUCUUCAAGAAAAUGUCUGGCACGGUGACGAAGCACGUGACCGUGGUGGGGGAGCUCUCGGCCUGUGUCGGCCGCCACAAGCUGCUCGAGGUCUCCGAGCUGGAGCAGGAGAUCGUCUGCCAGUCAGACCACUCUAAACACCUGCAGCGGCUGAAGGCGCUGCUGGCGGACGGCGCGCUGCGGGACAGCGACGCGGCGCGGCUGGCGAGCCUGUACGCGCUGCGCUACGAGAAGCACGCGGGGCAGGGGGUGGGGGCGGCGCUGGAGCUGCUGCGGGCGCGGGGGGCGGCGGACGGGGCUCCGCUGGCCGCGCUCGAGUACGGGGGGGCGCACGCGCGACACGGGGACCUCUUCGGUCUGCAGGACGCGGUCAAGAUCACCAACAGGCUCUUCAAGGGUCUGAACGGCGUCGAAAACAUAUACACGCAACACACGCCCCCCCUGAAGGACACGAUCGAGGAUCUGUUGAGGGGCAAGCUGCGUGAGGCCCAGUACCCCACGCUGGGCGGGGACGACGGCCGCCGCCCCACGCACGUCGUCGUGUUCGUGGUGGGCGGGGCCACGUACGAGGAGUCGCUGUGCGUGCACCAGAUCAACAAGGCCAACCCGGGGGCCAAGGUGGUGCUCGGCGGGACCACCAUACAUAACUCGGCGUCAUUCUUCGAAGAAAUAAAGUCGGCUAUGCAGGGCGUGCACAGGACGCACACCAAACAUAUUAGGAAUGUUUAGAUGCGGUUUGACUGGUUGUGGAGGAAGCCUACCUAACUUAUAACUCGGCGCCCAGUGGCUGUUUAAAUAGACAAAACCAAUCCAAUCCAAACCAAACCAAUUAGCGGUAGGCAGCGGCUUGGCUCUGCUCCUGGCAUUGCUGAAGUCCAUGGGCGACGGUAACCACUUACCGUUGGGUUAGGUGGGCCGUACGCUUGUCUGCCUAUUAAGGCAAUAAAAAAAACAUGUGUGCAAUUCACACGUGGUAGAAGUGAAACCUUCCAAAAUUAAAAUACAAUUCUCCUAAACGUCUUAAGUAUAUGUAAAAUUUUGUCAUUAGUAAAUAAUUGUAAGGUAGCGCCCUCUGUGAAUUGAUAUUUUAAUUUCACGUAUAAUCCUAAAUUAAAAUUCACUACAAGAGCUUUCAUACACACGUUAGUAUUAAAAAAUCUCACAGAUGGCGCUGUAUUAAAUAGUAUGUAUAUUUCUGUCUCAUUCAUCCUACACAUUUUUGUAUUUGUGUCUCUUACCUGUCGUUUUUUCCGUUGCAUCCGGUUUGAAAUCACAACGAUUCUAAAGAAGUUUUCACUUCAAAAAGUCACUUUUUGUUUAAGGAUGGGUCAAAUACAAAAACAUAUGUGUAUUCAUAACGGGCUUCGCCUUCGUAAAAUAAGAUAUCUUGAUUUUUCAAUUGAAGUUCCCAAGCUAUUUCUAUUUGCGGUGAAUAAAAUGAUAAAGCGAUGAGUGUAUUUUUAUCAUAACUUGUUAUUUAUGUGUUCUUUUAUAUUUUAUUUUAUUAGUCAUAGGUAAAUAUUUAUAAUGAUUGUAAGAUUUUUGCAAUAUUUUCAAAUUAAAAUAGCUAUUGCACUGUGAUUUUUAUUUUGUAAAUAUAAUUCUAGCUUAUAUAAGUUUUGCUCGUGUUUUUAUUAUUUACGUAACGGUCUAAAGACCUAAUAAUGUUAUGAUUUCAAUAAACUUUAAUAAUCACAUUUCGAA
Messenger RNA from Bombyx mori (domestic silkworm), 2886 nucleotides. It is a transcript of the gene Vps45, whose product is annotated as vacuolar protein sorting-associated protein 45. The record is from RefSeq and is a predicted model, not a curated record. The transcript has 9 exons. Bases 214 to 1911 code for a protein of 565 amino acids. Gene Ontology annotation, cellular component: Golgi membrane. NCBI's taxonomy places the organism in Eukaryota, Metazoa, Arthropoda, Insecta, Lepidoptera, Bombycidae. Gene Ontology annotation, biological process: vesicle-mediated transport; intracellular protein transport.